Physella acuta is the source of this 3046-nucleotide messenger RNA. RefSeq lists its product as uncharacterized. The record is from RefSeq and is a predicted model, not a curated record. Gene Ontology annotation, molecular function: GTP binding. Lineage: Eukaryota; Metazoa; Mollusca; Gastropoda; Physidae.
GUUUUCUAAAUGCAGUAACACAGCUGAUGCGGGUGUGUGCUGGUUCGUGUGUUCUAUUCAUAUACACAGCCAAUCAAUGAUAGGGAUUUCUUUAUUCCUAUCUACAAAACGUUACGGUUUUAACGGACAGCUAAUACACACUGUUUGCAGCAAUUGACUAUCGUGAUCUAGAUAAGAACAGACUGCGUGAUCAUACAUGUGCAGAGAACUAUUACAAAAGCGAGAGACCAACAUAUUGAAACAAAUUCGAAACAAAUGGCUACGGAGCAGAGAAUGGACCAGUCCUCAGAUAUCGACCUCCUGUUGAUUGGGAAAACAGGAAAUGGCAAAAGUGCAACAGGAAAUACUAUUUUAGGAAAGAAAGCUUUCGAGAGCAAAUCAAGUUCAUCGUCGGUCACGAAAGCGGUCAAAUACGAGUUUGGGGAACACAGGAAUCGCAAGAUCAAGGUCGUGGAUGGACCAGGUGUAGGUGAUACAAGAAUGGACAACAAGGAGGCAGUAGAGUUGGUGGCGGAUGCCAUGCAGUACGCUAUUUCUGCCAAUCCAAAAGGCUAUCACGCUUUUCUGUUAGUUGUCAAAUUUGGUGGUCGGUUCACUGCUGAAGAUAAAGACACGCUGGAUUUCUUGAAGAAAAUAUUUGGCAAGAAUUUCAUCAAAAACUUUUGUAUUUUAGUCAUGACAUGCGGGGAUAAUUUUGAACAUGAGAGAGAAGAAAGAGGCAUCAGCUUUCAGGAUUGGUGUAAGGAGCAGCAAGGUGUUUUCCAAGAUCUGCUGACAGAAUGCAACAACAGAAUUGUCUUGUUUAAUAAUAGGGUUAAAGAUGAACAUGAGAAAACAAAACAGUUGGAUGAUCUAAUCAAAGUAGUGGAUGAUCUGAAGUACCACGGCCGCAGAUACACGGAUGAAACAUUUAACAAAGCGGCGCAAGCAAGAGAACGUCUGAUGAUCGAAGCCAAGAAACCGAUGAUCAAUGAAGAGACGAUGAGAGAAACUAGCCUGGUCAUUCACAAGCUGCAGAUCAUACAGAACACUGUUGAGCCAGAGGACAGGAUAACCCCGCUAGACGAGCUGCUGGUUCGUGUCAUGUGUCUCCAUGACAAGAUCUCAAUGCUAGAUAAAGGCACUGGAGCACUUCAUGACCUAGCCAAGACGGUCGAAUCCUUACAGAAAACUAUCUCCGAUGAGAGCGAAUUUUCUCAGAGAAUUACCGAGGAAAGGAAAAAAAUGAGGCAAAGAGAAGAAGAAAGGAAGAAAAUGUUUGAGGAAGAGUUGAGGAAACAGAAGGAGGCGUAUGAGAAACGUCUGAAAGAAGAAAAACUUGAAGAGCAACGACGCCGAGAAGUCCAGCGAGAACAGGAGAGAAAGAGAGAGGAGAUGGAGAAGUUGUUUAGGCAGGAGAAGGAGAAGAGGGAGAGGGAGUACCAGGAGGAGAUUCAAAAGGUUUUGAAGAGGCAAAAAGAGAGGGCAGAAGAACUAGAGCGGAAAUACUUGGAGGCUAAAGAGAAGAAUGAUGAGGGCUUUUUUACCAAGGUCGUGAAUUUUGUUUCCUGGCCGUUUAAAAAACUUUUUGGAUAUGAGUAGUAGAGUCUAUACACUUAUUCAAAUUGCUUGCUUAUUAUGUAUAUUUUGGUUAAAUGUAAAGCAGAGGUUUCUUUUACCAAAAAUAGUUUAGUUCUACCAUUACUUUUGUAUUAUGAAAGGAAACCACUUAGAUAUUCUUCGUCCAAAUAUUAUCAGAUAGGUUAUUUUAACGCUUGUUAAUAAAAUCUCAUGUCUUCUUAGAAAAAUAUGUAUUGGGUGAAAUGAUCACAAUGUUUUGUAAAUUAGUAAAUAAUCGCUCAAGCAAAUACAUUUUAUUGUUAAGCUUUGUAAGUAUUUUUUUUAAAUUUCAUACAAAAAUAAUUUUUUUAAAAUUAGUUAUGCUUCUUUUCUUUUUAUUUUUUUUGACAAUACGAUUAUUUACUUAAUGAAAUUAAGUGGUUUGCGUUUUUUGAUAGAUUUUUGUUGGUUUACAAAUUAAUCAGCUUCUAAAGAUCACAAAAUCAUCACAAAACUGAUCAGUAUUUCCAUUGUUCAGUUGUCUUGGUGGAUUCAGUAGCUGAAUGUGACAAUAUUUCAAUUGUUCAGUUGUCGUGUAUGAUUCUGUACCUGAAUGUGACUGUAUUUCAAUUGUUCAGUUGUCGUGUAUGAUUCAGUAGCUGAAUGUGACUGUAUUUCAAUUGUUCAGUUGUCGUGUAUGAUUCUGUACCUGAAUGUGACAGUAUUAGAAACUGGGGCGUCAGUGGGUUAACAUCUUGUAGAUGUAAACUAUUUCUUACAUAACUAGCACCGCACAUAUCACAGCGUGUAAUAUAACUGUAUCAAAUACCAAAGUAACUCACACGGCAAACACAAAGACUUGCCUCGUGGAGGCAGAUAUUUCAGUCGACCUCUUCAAAUUGUAUCAUGAAAAUACAAUUUAAAAUAUUGUAUAUCUUUAAAGGUGUAUUUUUUUAAAUGCACCACUUUAAGUUAAAUAUUAUUUUUAAUGCUUAACAAACCUUAGCUUAUUAUUCCAGUUUGCAUUGUUUGAUAUAUGUAGUAGGCAUGUCAUCAUAUUGUGUUUAAAUUUCUGAGAAAUGAAUAUGUUUGUAACAUAAACGAAAAACAAUGUGUAACUAUGAGACAGUUAUAUUGUUUAACUUUAGGGAAACCAGUUAAAAAUAGAAACACAUUCACUCAAGUGUAAUAAACUUUUUUAAUGUUUCUUAUCGGGAUCGAAAAAAAAAAUAUUUAAAAUAAUAAAUCUAAAUAUUUGUUUAUUUCAUGUAUGUGUUUGACACCAGGCGCAAUAAUGUUUGCUUUAAGCAGUGUUAAUUUAAGUGCUAUAAGGAUUAGACGGUGAUGUUUUUUUAGUUUAAAACGUUGGUCUGUUAAUUUGAUUGCAUUAUCAGUCUGUUUUAUUUCGAAUGCUGAACAGUGUCAAGACUUGGUUUGUAUACAUUUUAUUUUACCUCUGACUUAAAUAUUAAAUCAAAGUUUAUUUCUAUUAAAGUUGUUAGGUUAU